AUGGUUUCUGGCUCUCACAAUGUCCGUCACAUGACGGGCAAAACCUCAGCACGGAGUCAUCAAGGUCGUAGAACAGUGGGCCGAGGUCUUCUUCGCACAAUUCAACAUACAAAAGUCCAAGGCAACCCUCCUUCGGUAUCCGAUACGGCCAACCCACGAAUCCCUUCCACCCAGCUUCUCAAACAAAAUGAAAGCAAGUUUACUCCUUCACGGCCAGCUCGGGUAAAAGGUGUUCAGAUAAAGACGAUUAGGGCAUCCCAUGUUUCGACUACGGAUGGACUCUGCAAAAUCGCUUUUAAAGCUAUUACGCUUCGGAAUUUUCCGUCGUCUUUGUCCGUCCUCUCCGGUGCUUCCGUCUUUUCGGCGGACCUACGUCAACCAGUUGGUUCUUUGAAGUCUGACCAAUUUUCGCUCUCAUUCUGCGAUGGCGACAAUCCGGUCUCGCGAUGCAAAGAGUCUUCUUCGCCGUCGGCCACCUCCACGAUGCAAUGUCCGCCCGUCUGUGUCGGGCAGUUGGGCCGUCUGUCCGGAUCGCCAGCAUCGACUCCCUCACCACCGCCUCGAUUGGACCACCUCGGCCCGAGAAAAACGCUCCGACUCACUGGCUUUCCAGACCGAGGCAACUUGAGCCCGUCAACCGGCAGCCAAAAUCACACGACGACUCAUCUGAAAGGUAUGAUUCGAGCUACGGAGGUGGCAAAACCGGACGAAGACGAGGCUGACGGCUUCAUCCAACUGGCCAUCAGAAAUGAGGUGGGCUUAUUUUCAAAUUACUACCUUCUCUACACAACGCUCAUCUGCCUCGUCUGA
Messenger RNA from Protopolystoma xenopodis, 810 nucleotides. The record is from the annotation of a GenBank genome assembly. Lineage: Eukaryota; Metazoa; Platyhelminthes; Monogenea; Polystomatidea; Polystomatidae.